This is a messenger RNA of Drosophila elegans, 1390 nucleotides long. Its product is annotated as androgen-induced gene 1 protein. Bases 171 to 908 code for a protein of 245 amino acids. Lineage: Eukaryota; Metazoa; Arthropoda; Insecta; Diptera; Drosophilidae. Gene Ontology annotation, cellular component: membrane; endomembrane system. The record is from RefSeq and is a predicted model, not a curated record. The transcript has 3 exons.
GCUGCCCCGGCUCGGCCACACUGUUCCACCGCUGGCCCCUUUUUGGGGGUGGUUGUGUUUGUGGUUGCAAUGUAGUAUUUUCAGAGCGACGGACCGGACCGGUUUGUUUGCGUUUGGGUGCCUUGAAAAAUCAAUCGUGAGCAGAGCAGAGCGGCAGCAGCAGCAGGAAAAUGGCAUCGGUUCGAGGAAAUUCCCUGUACCAGGGCGUCUACGGGGCUCUGAAGACCCUGCUUCACCUGACGGCGGCCGUGCAAUUCAGCUAUGGCAUCUAUUACGACUACACCUACGUAGAGUUUCCCAUCAGCGAACGGCUACAUCAUCCCUGGGGGGGCAAAUUCAAAUAUCUAACGUUCCUGGAUGCGAUAAUUCAGGCACUGUACUAUAUCGUGUCGCUCGUCAACGAUUUUGUGGGCACCAAUGAGCUGAACCCCAAAAAGCCUCCGGCAGUGCGUCGGUUUAAGGACUGGCUGAUGGCCACAUUGGCCUUUCCGGUGGCCGUCAACGUGGGCGUGUCCUUCUGGACACUCUACGCCAUCGAUAGAGAGCUGGUCUUCCCCAAGGUGCUGGACCCCGUCUUCCCCAGCUGGCUUAACCAUAUCCUCCACACCAACAUCGUGGUCUUCAUCGUCCUGGAGCUGUUCAUCUCGUACCGCUCGUACCCGAAACGCAGUCAGGGACUCGCCGCACUGGCCAUCUUCAUGGGCACCUACCUGGCCUGGAUCCAUGUGGUGAAGCACUACUCCGGCGUGUGGGUCUAUCCGGUGCUGGAGGUCCUUCAGCUGCCGCAGCGUAUCCUGUUCUUCGUGGCCGUCGUGGGAUUCACGCUGUCGCUCUAUCUGCUGGGCGAGUUCCUCAACAACACCGUCUGGGCCAAGGAGGUGAAGCUGGCCAAGCGCAAAUCCAACUAGGAGUAGGCUGUGUCCCGUUUCUGUCCCAUGUAGUCGCGUUUAAUUAGCCACAAAAUACAAAUAACAAUGGACAGGGUCAGUUUCGAUUAUUUAUUUUACUCAGAUGCUCAGAGUAUUGUCAUACUGUCAAGUUGACCGAAGAAGUCGCACAACAUUCAUGCCUGAAAAGUGAAUAAUCGAAUCAUGAUCUUGCCCGAUAAACUCGCUAAUAUAUUUUUCAUACCUAAUGAAUUGUGAAAGUCUUUAAACGUUAAAGAGAAAACCGUUUGCUUAUGAUACUCAUUCUCUAUUCUCUUUGCGAAUUGUAAUUGAGAUUAUAGCCGUAGUUUUACAUUAAGUAGAUGGUGUUACCUUCUCGAUUGCAACAACCUCAUAUCAGGGCACUUCAACACCAACACAAACACCAUCUUUGACAACCUGUGUUACAACCUGUAAUUCAAUUUUAGUAUCGUAAUAAGCCGAUUAAAGUCUUGAUUCAAAAA